Messenger RNA from Nymphaea colorata (pocket water lily), 2013 nucleotides. Its product is annotated as NAC domain-containing protein 96-like. The transcript has 5 exons. Gene Ontology annotation, molecular function: DNA binding. NCBI's taxonomy places the organism in Eukaryota, Viridiplantae, Streptophyta, Magnoliopsida, Nymphaeales, Nymphaeaceae. The coding region runs from base 607 to 1725 and encodes 372 amino acids. The record is from RefSeq and is a predicted model, not a curated record. Gene Ontology annotation, biological process: regulation of DNA-templated transcription.
CCCCCCCUCUAGCUUAGUUCUCUCUCUCUCUCUCUGUCUGUUCAGUUAUUUUGGAACCCAAAAUUUCUUUUUCAAGCUGGAGUUUCAGACUUUUUCUUCUUUAGAUAAGCUUAUUCAACCACCCAAGUUCAAAGUUUUAGACUGAUCUGGGUAAAGUUGAAGCUCUUGUAGUUUAGGUUGGCAGUUGUCGUUUUACGUAAACAAUUUUCCGUCUAGGUAGAUCAAAUUUCCUUUUUUUUUUCCUACUAAAAUUUGAGUGUUUUUUGGUGCAACUGCAAUAAGAAAGAGGGUACUCAAAUCUCAAGUUUUUUGCUGGAUUUGUGUUGCCUAUUGCGUUGCCCAGAAUUACUCAGAUUGUGAAACUCACACAUCUUUUUAGUUAGUAGAAGUCCUUCAAGGGGUCCUUGCUCUGAGUGAGCUAAGAGAAAGUUUAUUUGUUGGCUUACGUUGAUAUAAAAGGCCCCUGUCAAACGGAGCCUUUACUGAUUCUGCAUUUUGUUGAUUCGAGGAAUUCCUAUCUGCAUAUCCGAGGAAGUUUGGUCCUGCAUUUGGUUCCAGUUCCUGUAGAACUGAGCAUUUAGAAUCAUACAUACCACAGGACUGAGAAUGGGACCAACGGCACUGCCGCCUGGUUUUAGAUUCCAUCCAACUGAUGAAGAAUUGGUGGGAUAUUACUUGAAGAGGAAAGUGGAUGGGCUCAAGUUGGAGCUUGAAGUCAUUCCAGAGGUUGAAUUGUACAAAUUUGAUCCAUGGCAGUUACCAGACAAAUCUUUCCUUCCAAAGCGAGAUCUGGAGUGGUUCUUCUUCUGUCCUCGUGACAGGAAGUAUCCAAAUGGCUCACGUACGAAUAGAGCUACCAAAUCAGGUUAUUGGAAAGCCACUGGAAAAGAUCGUCACAUACCGUGCCAUGGUUCUGUUACAGGCUUGAAGAAAACCUUGGUUUUCUAUCUUGGAAGAGCCCCUCUGGGAGAUCGUACUGAUUGGGUAAUGCAUGAAUAUCGUCUUUACGACGCUUCAACUCAAGGGUCUUCAAUUGUGGAGAGCCCUUUUGCCCUCUGCCGGAUUGUCAAGAGAAAUGAAGGCCAAAAGACUGGUGAUCAACUUGCCGAUGCCAGAAAGAAGAGAAGCAUGGCUUCUGUAAUGAAUGAUUCUAACCCCGUUAGAAUAACAUCUGGAGAACGGAGACUGUUUUCAUUGGAGAAAUCUCAGGACAUGCAUUCUCAUAAAGGAAGUUGUGAUACAAGUCCCAGAGCAUCAACCCUGCAUAUAUCUGAGAUGGGAGUUGACCUCGAGACAUUUGGAACUCCUAAAACACAUAACGUCUCGAGAGAUCUUUCACGCAACACGUCAAAGGUACAUGACUCAUUGAAAGAUCAAUGUAUCAAAAAUUCGGUGAACAUGUGGCAACCCGCUGAUACAAUGGGUUUUCCAAUUUUUCCAUCUGAAAGGGACUACACUUUGGAAAAUGAAUCGAGUAACCUUGAUCUGGGUGCAUAUUAUAGUCAGGGUGAACUUAUGACACCAUGUUCUGGUGAAUUUACCAGUCCGCAGAUGUUUGAAUAUGAUGGCUUUCUGUACCAGACGCUUGAGAUCCAUGAGCACCACAGGGAUCUGUCAUCUCAAUUCAUGGUCACUCCAUCAAUUUGCAGAGAAGCCAGUCUUGAUGGGAAUUUUGGGGAAUCUUGCAGUUUGUGGCUUCAAGAAGAUAGCAUUGCAGUUGUUUGAAGUUUAUGUCGAUGCAAGAUCUUGAGAGUCCAAGUUUAUUUCUGUUCUACUAAUCAUGCAAAAUGAGGUCUCCUCGCAAUCUGCUUUUAGAGGUUGUUUUGGAGAAAGCAACUUAGUUGCCCAUCCAUGACUAACAUCAUGGACUAGCCCAAUGAUCCGUACAAUCAGUCUUAAAUAAAACCCUUUAGUGUCACGCCAUCAGGAAUCAGUUUAUAUAUUAUGUUUGGUUGCAUCUAAAUGUACUAUGAGAUCUUAUGAUGUAUGAAUUCCAUUACUUGCCUGUGCUUA